AUGCCGGUAACUCGGAGAACAAACACUCAGGAUCGUCCCAAUGAAGAGCAUGUUGAAGUCGUUGAUGAAACCGAUCUUUCUGAAACGGUGCGAUUGUUGAAGCAAGAAAUGGAGUUGAUGAAGCAGCAAAGAGAGAGAGAUGCAAGGGAGCUUUCGGCCUUGAGAGCUGAGAAUGAGGUGUUGAAAAGUCAAGAUACUUCUUGGAAACCUACUCAUGCCACCAACACACAAACUCAAGGGUCGUAUCAAUCUUACGCGAUACAUACUUCGGUUCCCCAUGCUUCGGCAGCAGUCCCUGAGAAGUUCCCCUCGGCUUUACCAACUGUGGGUCGUCCUGCAGAUAUGAUGACUGUUGGAUCGCAUCGACACCCUUUUACCCCCUCCAUUAUGCAACUCCCCUUAAUGGAUAAUUGGAAAGCUUUACCUAUUGAUAAAUACGAUGGUACGACAGAUCCUGAUGAGCAUUUGGAUGUUUUUCUGACGCAGGUAACUCUGAGCACAACGGAUGAUGCUGCGUUGUGUAGGAUCUUUCCUACGUCUCUCAAAGGCAGAGCCCUCAGUUGGUUCACUCGUCUUCCACCCAAUUCAAUCGACUCGUUCAACACAUUGUCUUCACAAUUCGCUAUUCAAUUUGCAACAAGUCGUCCUCAUAAUCUAACGUCUUUAUCUUUGGUUGGUAUUAGGCAGGACAAGAAGGAAUCUUUGCGGGCAUUUAUGGAUCGGUUUAACAAGGCUACUCUGGAAAUUCGAGAUCUUAACCCCGCUGUAGCAUUGCAUCAUCUCACAACAACCUUAAAACCGGGGCCGUUUGUCAAUAGUAUUUGUAAAAAGCCUCCUUUGGACAUGAGUGAUUUAAGGAGAAGGGUUGAUAAGUAUAUGCAAAUGGAAGAGUUGGCAGAAUAUCGUAAUCAGGCCCGAGCUGAGUCGUCGAGCAAGGUAGAAAAGCAAGCAGAACAGUCAUACAGGGGGAGAGGAAAGGAGAUAUCUCUUCGGGAUCGGCCUAGUCGGGGUCCGAAGUACAAUCAAUAUACUCCCCUCAACACUAGCCGUUCGGCGGUACUUGAACAAGCUUUAGCUUCAGAAGUAUUGACAAUUCCAAAAAGAGCAGCUACACCACCACGUGCGGAUACUAGUAAAUCUUGUCGGUAUCAUCGCAAUCGUGGACAUUCUACUGAUGAAUGUGCAGCCCUUAGAGACAGAAUUGAAGAUUUGAUUAAGCAAGGCAAGUUGCAUAAUUUUGUGGAUCGGACAGGGUCGUCGCAAACUCGCUCAUAUCAACCCAGGUAUCAAGAUCGGCGCAGACAAGACCGUUCCGAUAGAGCCCCUCGUGAAAGAAGCAGGUCACGAGAAAGAAGUAGGUCGCGAGAAAGAAAGGAUACCUCGGCACCAUCACAUAGGAGGGUGAUCAAUACUAUUGCAGGAGGGUUUGCUGGUGGAGGCUCAACUUCAUCGGCUCAAAAGAGGCAUCUUAGAGCAAUUCGAUCGGUUAACGUUGUUCAUAGACAGUCUUCACGGAGGUUACCAGCAAUAACCUUCACCGAUGCUGAUUUCAAGGGUAUUGAUCCAGAGCAGGAUGACCCGAUGGUUAUUAGCGUGGAAAUUCACAAUUGCAUUGUCAAGAAAACAUUGGUUGAUCAGGGUAGUUCAGCAGACAUAUUAUAUUGGAAUACUUUCAAGCAGUUGGCCAUUUCGAAAAAAGAAUUGCUCCCUUAUGAUGACCCGUUGGUCGGUUUUGCAGGAGAAAGGGUCAGUACCCGAGGUUAUAUUAAACUCUUUACACGUUUUUGUUUUGACGAACAACAGAGUAGAGAGGUUCAAGUGAAGUAUAUCGUGGUGGAAGCUAGCACUUCAUAUAAUAUCCUCCUUGGCAGGCCGUCCUUGAAUGCAUUAGGGGUUAUCGUUUCAACACCACAUUUAGCGAUGAAGUUUCCAUCUGAUCAAGGGACAAUAAUUACGAUUCAUGCCGAUCAAAAGGCUGCUAGGGAGUGUUAUUACGCUAGCUUACGGAUUCCCAAUUAA
Messenger RNA from Cajanus cajan (pigeon pea), 2019 nucleotides. The record is from RefSeq and is a predicted model, not a curated record. Lineage: Eukaryota; Viridiplantae; Streptophyta; Magnoliopsida; Fabales; Fabaceae.